AUUCUCAAGAAGUUGCUCAGUAAAAAAAAAAAAACACCCCUGUCUGGCCACACUGUGAAUAUUCCAAGUUGGAAGGUUGUUUUAAUCCUGUUUUAAUCCAGAGUCUUUGAUUUUGUUCCUGUUUUUUGAGCAGUAGGAAACAGUAAAAAAGCCCUGUCUGUUCACAGUUUGAAUAUUCCAAGUUGGAAGGUUGUUUUAAUCCCGGAGUCUUUGUUUUCGCAAAGGCCAAAUUGUUUGUAAUUCUUUAAAUGUUUGUAGUUAACUCCUGUUGGUGACGUUAUUUUGGUGAUGAAGGGUCUGAGCCUUCAAAUACAGGGACCUUGGGAAGGUUUUUCCUGCAAGGUGAGCAUUUAGUGAGGAUUUCUUGGUUCUGUGGGUGAGGAGGAAGUUGGAGGCAAACUCAGUUCCAGCAAAUAAACACAUAAAUCGGUGCCAGCUUUCCCAGGAACUUUAGAAAAUCACUUGGAGUUCACUGACUUUCACUUUUUUACUGCUCCCAGCCGCCCCUCUGGUUUUAUUUGAUUUUCCCAGUUAAAUUUCUGUGGUAUUUGGAAUGAUUGUCCUUAUUAAUUCCUAAUUUCUUUAGCCUAGCAGCACCCUAGUCUCGAAAUUUGGGGAAUUUUAGCCCUCUAAUGUCUUAUUUUAAGCGUGGAGUUUUCAUACAGUAAUAUUUCAUUACUGAAAUAAUUAUUAUCUUCAUUAUUGAGCUCUUUAUCAUUUUAUAAACCCGACGAGAGCAUUGGGAGGGAGUUUUUUUUUUUUCUUUAAAUUGUUCUGGACCAGUGUCACAAACACUUGGGUGGUUUAAGGUCUCCUGCACUAUUUUAGACCAAAAUAUAAUUGUUUUUAACUCAGACCUUUCCGAGGCCCUGAAUCAAACCUAAAAUUUAGAGGCUUAAAGAAUGUUUGAGGCUCGAGAUCCCCAUAAUAUUUGAGGAAAUGCAUCCUGGGUUUGGAUCUUGGACUUAAGGAGCUUGAGGUGUAAAUCCUCUUUUGGGCAUAAGGAAUUCUAUUUUUACAAAUGACCCGGAAUGAGGUGAAGGAAAGGGAGUUAAAACCCCAGAUCUGAAGGUUAGAAAUGAAGUUAAACCACCAGAAUUUGGGGGAAUCAUUUGAGGUGUGGGGGUUGAUUUUAUUUUUUUUUUUCCCCUGCCCAGAGCUGUGGAUUUUGGUUUUCCCUUCCCAGAGAUUUGUGUGACUGCUCAGUGGUUUCACCAGCCUGAUUCUCCCUGGGUUCUGUUCCCUUCUGAUCCAGCUGGGAGAUGCCUUAGGAAUCCCCUGGGGACAGUGGGAAUCUUUCUGGGGUUGUUCUCACAUAUCCAUGGAGCUCUGAGUAGCUGGAGAUUGUGGAAGAGGGGGAGGCUCUGCCCUGCUUUCCUAGUGCACAGCUCCAGUUUGGGAUUUAAAUGGGAAUAAAAGCCUCUAAAACAGAUGAGAAUUCCUGCCCUGCCAAUUCCUUGAAGCUUUCCUUGAAGAACAGCCGUUUUCCCAAGAAAUGAUACGUUUUUGACCAUUACCUUUCCAAGUCAUGUUUAUCCAGUUAAUUUGUGGCUUUUCUUAUUUUUCCUUUUUUUUUUUUUUUUUUAAUUUUUACAUUCUGGAAGUUCAGUGCUUGGAAAAUGCUUGGAUGCUGUGGAAAGAAUUCAGGGAUUAGAGGACUUGUGUAAUCUUCCCUCUGACACGCAAUCCAAAGGAUUGUGUUACAGAGAGUGUUUUACCUGGAAAGUUAUUCCAGUCCUGGAUGUGUCCCAGAAGUGGAAGUCUCUGAGUGCAGUUCCCAAGGGAACUGGGAAAUGGGAACGACCUUGUUCCCAAAGAGCAUUUCCAGUGGGUAUUUUAGGAGGAUAAUUUAAUUGAUCCUCGAGGGAACGAGUUUAGCUGAUGUUGUCAAAAUAGAAUUGGGGUUUUUUUGGGAUAGCUGCAGGUGUUUCAGGAAUAUUUAUGCUCCAGUUUCACUUUAUUGUUAAUUCCAAGAAAUUCCAGGCCGUAGGAGGUCAUACAGCAGUCAUGUCUUCUCCCUGGCUUAUCCAUUUAUCCCAAAAAUCACAGCUUGGGGUUGCUUCAAACUUCUUAACCUUUUUUUUUUUUAUUUUCCAGUGCUAAUGAGCUGGAUAGUGACGUGGAAUUUUAUUGUCCUGCUGUUUUUUUCCUCCUACAGAGAAGAUGGAGAGCUGGAAGACGGGGAAAUAGAUGAUGCUGCCUAUGAGGAUGUGAAGGAGCACAGCACAAAAGGGGAUGACAAACAGAAAACCGAGAAAGGCCACCGGAAAUCCCGGAAAAAACGCAAAAAAGAGAAGGAAAAGAAGAAAUCCAAGAGGAGAAGACGGGACAAGCAUAAGCAUAAUUCCCCUUCCAGCGAUGACAGUUCCGACUACAGCCACGACUCCGACAUGGAGCGCCCGGAAAGGCCACACAAGAAGAGCAGCAGCUCUUCCUACAGGGAUUAUGAUUCUUCCUUCAGUCAGCAUGGACACGUGUCAGGGAAUUACAUGAGUUCCCAGAAAAUGCAGCAUAAAAAAAAUGUCAAAAGUAAGGAAUAUGAUGACUACAGUCACUACAGCGAUGAAAACUUUGGGAAUUACAACGAGGAAGAAAAGGAUGAGGAUUUUGCUGACCAGCUGAAACAGUACAGACAGGCUAAGGAGACCUCCAGUGGGGAUUUGGGACCUCCAUUCCCAAAGGAGCCGGUGAAGAAACAGGGGAUGAAAGGGAUCCAGAAAGGCAUUUCCCAGCGAGGGAACAAUUACAACGUGGGCCGAGGGCGUGGGAUGCAGAAGAAGCUGAAGCGCAAAGAUCGUGGCAGGGGAAGAGGAGGCAAUAAAGGAUCUGAUGGCUUCCAUGAGGAUGGCAAACCAGUGAAGAAGUGGGUGAAUAUGAGCCAGGAGUUCAUCAACCAGCACACGGUGGAGCACAAGGGCAAACAGAUCUGUAAAUAUUUCCUUGAAGGCAGGUGCAUUAAGGGGGAACAGUGUAAAUUUGAUCACGACGCAGAGAUUGAAAAGAAAAAGGAAAUCUGCAAGUUUUACAUCCAGGGUUACUGCACCAAAGGAGAGAACUGCAUUUAUUUGCACAAUGAAUUCCCCUGCAAGUUCUACCACACAGGAGCCAAGUGCUAUCAAGGAGAUAAGUGCAAAUUCUCUCACGCUCCCCUGACUGCUGAAACAAAGGAGCUGCUGGAUAAGGUUUUGAAUAACGAGGAGGAGCCCCAGAACGAAGAUGAGAAGGAGCUGGAGGAGCUCCGGAAGCGGGGCAUAGUUCCUCUUCCCAAACCCCCUCCGGGCGUCGGGCUCCUGCCAACCCCCCCAGAGCAAUAUCCCUUCUCCGAGUCCGACAUGGAAAACUAUCAAGAUCCUUCAGGAGAUUAUAAGAAAAUCCCGUCUCUUUUUGAAAUAGUCGUGAAGCCCACUGUGGAUUUGGCCCACAAAAUUGGGAAGAAGCCACCGACCUUCUACAACAGCGCGUCGCCCCCGAGGCCGCCGUUCCAGGGCAACGACCCCCAUUCCCAGCACAUGUACAAUCCGGGCUCGAGUCCGGGGCCGGGCCCCGGCAUGUCCCAAGGACACAACGGGCCCCCGAUGCACCCCGGUUCUCCCGGCCACCAUCCCUGCGGAGGGCCCCCAGGGCCGGGAAUGCCGCAGAGCCCCCCCAUGCAGGGGGUUCCCCCGGGGUACAUGGGCCCGCAGAACCAGACUGGAAUGCCCAUGCAAGGGCAGCAGGGGGGGCCUCCCCUCACCCCGCCGGGGCUCGGGGGCUCCUACAAUUCCCCCGGAGUGCAGGGACACAUGGUGAACAUGCCCAGGGACAACCACUGUCCCCCGGGGCCGCAGUACCAGCAGAUGCCCGGGGAAUACGAGUCCAUGCAGAACCCCGCCGACUUCUACGACAACUACUAUUCCCACCAAGCUGUGCAUAACUUCCAGCCGGCCAAUAAUUCCGGAGAUGGAACAUGGCACGGAGAGUUCCCAGACCACCAGGCUCACCUCAUGGCUCAGGAGUCGCACGCGGGCGGGAGCGAGUCGGAAUGCAUGGGCAGCCACAUGGGCCACAACCAGGCCCUCAACGUGCCCGAUUUCCUGCCCGCCAUGCAGAAGGCCCUGUAUGCCAGGCUCAGCCAGAAGCACCAACGGGAUGGAGACUCUGCCAGCAGCCAGGGCCAGAGGGCCAUGAGCAAAGACGAAGAUGACAAUGUCAACUGGUAUUCCAGUAGUGAGGAGGAAGAGGGGAGCAGUGUUAAAUCGAUCCUCAAAACCUUAAAGAAACAAAGCGAAAACUUCAGGAAUCGGCAGCAACAUUCCACGGAGCAGCACAUGCUGGGAAUUCCUACGGAUCCCAGGCUGGCCAAGGACAAAGGUAUGGGGCCUCAGACUGCUGACCCGAGACUUCGGGCCUCUCCAAGGCCCAAUCCCAGGAAACCCUCCGAUUCGGCAUCCUUGGACCCCCGGCUGGCCCGCGAUCCGCGGAUGCACAAGGUGAGCGAGGGCCACGCCGGCUCCUCCCUCGGGGCGGCCAAGCUGGAUUUGCACCACGCGCACACCGGAGUCAAAGUCAAGCAGAAAGGGAUGGACGACGACGAGGAGGACUCGGAAAGAGAGCUGAGGGAACGGGCCUUCCUCAUUCCCUUGGAACCUUUGCCUGGCGUCACGUUAAGGGAUCCCCGCUCCCAGCUCCGGCAGUUCAGCCACAUCAAGAUGGAUGUGACCCUGAUGAAACCCAACUUUGCCAAGCACAUCGUCUGGGCCCCCGAGGACUUGCUCCCAAUCCCUUUGCCUAAGCCCGACCCCGUCUCCUCCAUCAAUUUACCUCUUCCUCCGCUCAUUGCCGACCAGAGACUGAACAAACUGCGGAAUCUGAAGAACGAUCCGCAUCCGAACGCGAUGCCGGCCGACCCCCGGCUCGCUGCCAAGGCCAAGAACAGCCUCGCGGGCCGGAGCGGCUACUUGGAUCCGGCUGCGGAUUCCCACGCCAGUAGCUCCAGCAAACUGGGGGAUCCCCGCUUGCAAAAGAACGUGGAUCCCAGACUCCACAGACUGUCGAGCGCAGACGCGCACCACGGAGUCGGGAAGGAUUCCCACCCUCCCAAGUUUGACCCCCGGCUCGCCAGAGCUGCCGCCAGCUCAUCCCAGCCCUCGGAAGCCGCGGCUCCGAAACCCGACCCCGACGCUCUGCCUCCGUACGCGCCCAAACUGUCGUCCAGCGGCGUCAGGCUGGGAACGCCCGGCUCCAUCCUGAGCGGGAUCAGUUUGUACGAUCCCAGGGAUCACGGCUCCGCCUCGGACACGGCGCCAGCCGGUUCGGGAGAGAACGGAGAGAACCAGAAAAAAAGCAUUUUGAAAAAUUCCAGUAAAAGCGAGCCCAGCCUCGCGGAAGACGCGUCCCUGCAGAAAGCCGCCUCCAACGCGGAAAAAACCACGGAAGGAUCAGCGGAGGCCGCUUCAGACAAAGCGAACAGCACCAGUAAAUCUCAGGCUAAACACUCCAGCGCUGCUCCUGCCGUGCAUAAUCUCCCGAUCCAGGCUUUGUCGGGAUUAAUCAGGCCGCAGUACAGCGACCCCAGGCAGGUGAGGCAGCCCGGACAGGUAACGCAGACCCCGGAGAACGAUCCCAACGGGGAGUCGGAUGAUAAAUCCUUGAAAGAUGUUUUCAAGACUUUCGAUCCAACCGCUUCCCCGUUUUGUUAGCAGAUGGCUUUGGAGCCUUUUUACCGUUGUGGAUAUUGCAGUUCUCUGCUGUUUUGUACCUGGGUUACCUCUUUUGGCUUUAUUUAUUUUUAAAUUAUAAUUCCCACCACUUUUCAGCUGCUAAUCCCAAACCACACGCAGUUCUCCAGUGCGCUCGAGUGUUUGCAAAGCUGUGGUAUUUUCUAGAGAAUCCUUUUUUCUUUUUUUUUUUUUUUUCCAAUUUCAGGGAGACUAAUAAUUGACCUGUAGAAAGGAAACCAAUCCCCCCCCCGGAUCGUGUUAGAGCUGAGAAAAGCACUUUCAUUGUAAAUAAGUCAUGGAAAAAUCCCCAGAGCUGUAUAUGUGUGAGCUGCCUCUUCCCAACCACCACUUAGAUCCGAUUGCCACAUUUGUAUAGAUCCAAGCAAUAUUAUGUACAUUAAUUCCCGGGAGGGACGCCGUUCCAGGACUGCCAAACCCCCGAACCGAUGGAAAACCUGCGUAAAUGAAUUCCGAGGAAACCGUCGCUCCUCCUUUUCCGACGCGUUGAUGUAAGACACGGACAGUUUUUAUUCCUGCAGUCAAUAUUAGUGUAAAAGAGACUCUUAUCGCAUAUUGAGGAUGAAAAAAAAAAAAAGUCAUAUCUUUUCAAAGUAUUUUAUUCUAUGCUGUACAUAGAAAAAAAAAAAUUGUGAAGUACAUAACUAGGAGAAGUAACUGUUCAAAGUGGAGAGAACUACGUUGUCUAAUACGAGAAGAAAGAAAAAGGUUUUUAUUUAAUUUCUUUUCCACACCUACACGAUUGGGAUUUAGUGCUCCGAGUUCCAUUGUGGUGUUCAUGUAUUUCAACGUAUUUUUGUAUUCAGCUGCUUAAUUUGUAUUGCUUUUUUUGUAUGGCUGUAACCGCAGUACUUGUAUUCAUGGUGUCUCGGCGACAUUUUUAACAAAACAAUUAAAAAGGGUACCGUUAA
Messenger RNA from Corapipo altera (White-ruffed manakin), 6628 nucleotides. It is a transcript of the gene ZC3H6, whose product is annotated as zinc finger CCCH-type containing 6. Bases 2103 to 5678 code for a protein of 1191 amino acids. Gene Ontology annotation, cellular component: nucleus. The record is from RefSeq and is a predicted model, not a curated record. The transcript is spliced from 11 exons. Gene Ontology annotation, biological process: negative regulation of DNA-templated transcription. Lineage: Eukaryota; Metazoa; Chordata; Aves; Passeriformes; Pipridae. Gene Ontology annotation, molecular function: metal ion binding; RNA binding.